AUGCUAUGUUGUAGGUCGAAAUACAGAGCGGUAGAUACACCAAAUUCUGAGAUGGUGCGUGUUGUAAUUAAAAACCAGGUUUUUGAAGUAUCCCCUCGUUAUACUGACCUAAAUUAUAUUGGGGAAGGAGCGUAUGGAAUGGUUGUUGAUGCUUUCGACACAGUAAGAGGUGAGAAAGUUGCCAUUAAGAAGACCUCACCUUUCGAACAUCAAACGUUCUGCCAGCGAACAUAUCGGGAGUUGAAGAUUCUUCUUGGAUUUUCUCAUGAAAAUAUAAUUGAUAUCAAAAAUAUUAUACUAGUCGGAAACACAUUAGAGGAUAUGAAGGAUGUUUAUAUCAUUCAAACACUAAUGGAUACUGACUUGUAUAAAUUACUGAAAACACAGGAGCUGUCAGGAGAACAUACUUGCUAUUUUUUGUAUCAAGUACUCCGAGGUCUCAAAUACAUCCAUUCUGCAAAUGUUCUGCACCGUGAUUUAAAACCAUCUAAUUUAUUGCUAAAUGCAAGCUGUGAUCUAAAGAUCUGUGAUUUUGGAUUGGCUCGAGUUAACGAUCCUGAACAUGAUCAUAUGGGCAUGCUCACCGAAUACGUCGCUACACGAUGGUAUAGAGCCCCAGAAAUUAUGCUCAGCUCAAAAAGCUAUACAAAAGCUAUCGAUAUUUGGUCUGUAGGUUGCAUUUUUGGUGAAAUGCUAAAUCGUCGACCAUUGUUCCCCGGGAAACAUUAUGUUGAACAACUAACCCUUAUCUUAGGAGUUUUAGGAUCACCAAGCCGUGAGGAUCAAGUUUGGAUAGUAAAUGAUAAGGCUCGAAGCUUCGUGGAGAAGUUCAAAAAUAAUCCUCGUAAAUCAUGGAAAGAUAUUUAUCCUUCGGCGGAUGCUAAAACAAUCGACCUGCUUGAUCGUUUAUUAACAUUCAAUCCAACCACACGUAUUACCGUUGAAGAAGCCUUAGCUCAUCCUUAUUUUGAACAUUACUAUGAUCCUAGUGAUGAGCCUGUUGCUAAAAAACCAUUCAGUUUUGAAGAAGAAUUAGAUAAUUUACCUGUUAGACAAUUGAAAAAAAUGAUUUUUCAAGAAGUCAGUCAAUUUCGUGAACCAGAUUGA
Molecule: messenger RNA, 1107 nt
Organism: Schistosoma guineensis
Lineage: Eukaryota; Metazoa; Platyhelminthes; Trematoda; Strigeidida; Schistosomatidae
Source: the annotation of a GenBank genome assembly